UAACAACACGAGUUAAACCGCAUAAACAUUCAUUAUUAACGCAGUUGUCGUAUGUCGAAACAAAAAGUACAUGUAUAAUAAUAGACAUUAAACUGAAAUGUAUCUAUUUCAAUGAAUGCCAGGAAAAGGCCCGUGUGCAGUGUUUGUGGUUCUGGGUGAGUCCCUCUGAGACUUCCUCUCUGAGUCUGAGCUCUAGUUGAAGUGCGCGCGCUGAAGAGCAGCUCAGUGUGUGUGUGUGUGUGAGUGUGUGUCAGCUGUGAGAGAUGGGGGACCUCCAGGCUCUGCGAGUCUUCAUCAGCUGUCUGGAUCAACAGUCUCUGCCCCGCAUCCUGCAGGUCUGCUCGGGGGUUUAUUUCCAGGGGUCCAUUUAUGAGCUUUCAGGGAGUGAAGUGUGUUUAUCUACUGGAGAUUUGUUGAAGAUCAUUGGUUUAGAGCUCCUGUCUGUAUCUUGUGAGGAGAUUGAAACUGGAGCUUCAUUUGAAUUGCCUACUGGAUAUUCAGUGAGGAAGAACGUAGUCAAGUUCCCAUCCAGCCUGGAAGUGGAAGUCCAGGACGUGACAGAACAGUUCCAGGAUUUAGUUUUCAUAACACCGCUAUCAAUGACUGAAGUUGCGAGUCAGCCAAUGGAGUCCUUCCCAACUAUGGCAGAGAUCCUUGAAAGCCCAGAAGGCAAUACGUUUUUUAAUUGCAGCUGGUUUGAAGAACUGCAAAGAGGCAGGCGCCUCGUGUUACAUAGUUAUGGCACAACAACAAUGAUAUUAGCCUCAACUCCAAAGGGGAGGAAGGGAAAACAGUACUUCAUCAUCUCAGAGAGCUAUGGUGGAAGAAUGAGAAGAAGGGCCCGGGAAUUUGGAUCAGUGUACGAGCUACACUUGGCAUCCUCUCAGUCUCCAGGUUUGAAAGUAAGUGUGACUCGUCACUGCGAGGCGGUAGAGGAAGAGGGAAUGCCUGCACUCAGUGUUGGCGAGCAGCUGGAGGUUUUGGGAAUGGCGCUGAUGGACGGACUCAAGGAUUCAUCAGGAGCUGCUCAGAAAAUAGAAAGUCUAAUUUGCAAACAGACUAUGGAGCUGGACGACGAGGAUGAGGAAGAUGAGGAAGACGAUAGUAAGGAAAUCUCUCUGCCACUGUUUAUGGCAGGUCACUUUGUUGAAAAGCUUUCAGACAACAAGAAGUAUAAAUUAACAGAUUUAGCGAGUAGCUCUUUGCCUCUAGAUAUUAAAGUGAUGACUCGGGAUAAAGAGCUAGAAAAAGAUCCCCUGAUGGGGUUACCAGCACUUAAGCUUGAGGAGACUUUCACGGAGACCACGGUGUUGACGAGCCUACCAAAUAAACCAGACUGGUGCUUUGAGUUGCCAGUACGCUGGUUACAAAUGUCUCUCUGCUUCACCUCUGAUCAUCUGCCGUGGUCUAGUAAUGAGUCCCCAGAACUUCACGUAGAGACCGUCACUGAGGUGACUGAGAAAUUCUACUAUGAAUAUCAUAAACUUAUAAGCAAAAUUGAGGAACCACCUCCUCGUCCACCAAAGAGGAAGCCAGCCAGUUCAGAAGUGCCUAAGAAGUCACCCAAGUCUGAAUCUAAAUUAUCAAACUUAAGCAGCGCUGUGACCAAACAGCUCGACAACCUGUCGCUGGGUCUGACAAAGGGUAGACGGGCUCCUGCUCCACCUCCGCCAAAAGAUACUUCAGUCCAGCCCCCUCCACUGUUGCCUAGGAAAGGCAUAUCAACAGCAGAGAGCGUCAGUGCGCACAAUACGUAUGUCAAAAGCCCCACAGUAGCACACAAAGCAGCACAGGGACUCUCUGACUCUGACUCUGACCAUGACUACGAGUCUAUCGAAGAAACAUUAAAAAACCCCCAUGAAAGCUUGUUUUAUUAAAGGACACUUUGUAUUUUGCUGUGUCUUCAUAGAAAGACGUGCAAAAGAAAUCAAAGAGUACCAGCUAAUAUGGAGUCUCCACUGCACCCAAACCUAAUGCUAAUCUGAAAUAUUUCAUUGUGUCUAAAUACUCAAAGACAAUGCAAGGUUUAACAAAUAUACCAUUUAUAGUAAAUUAGA
This is a messenger RNA of Sinocyclocheilus grahami, 2057 nucleotides long. RefSeq names its product protein THEMIS2-like. Gene Ontology annotation, biological process: T cell receptor signaling pathway. NCBI's taxonomy places the organism in Eukaryota, Metazoa, Chordata, Actinopteri, Cypriniformes, Cyprinidae. Gene Ontology annotation, cellular component: cytoplasm; nucleus. The coding region runs from base 264 to 1877 and encodes 537 amino acids. The transcript has 5 exons. The record is from RefSeq and is a predicted model, not a curated record.